Messenger RNA from Amoebophrya sp. A120, 5898 nucleotides. Lineage: Eukaryota; Dinophyceae; Syndiniales; Amoebophryaceae. The record is from the annotation of a GenBank genome assembly.
GUUUAUCGUCGACUACUGAUAGAAGCACUACAUACAGUGGGUGCCACUCGUUCUUGUUAUCGUACUAUCCACUUCGCAUUUACAAGUUGGAUCAAUGGAGUCCGCCCCCGCGAGUCCUGAGGCUCGGGACGACGAGGACCCAACGGCAGCUGCGGGCGGAGAACUGCGAGAUGAAGAUGCAGCAGGAACAGCGGUUGAUGUUGAUGACCUUGACCCGCCAGCACCAGCGCAAGAUGUUGAAGUUGAUGGAGAAGGCAACCGCAAUUCGGCGAGGGCAGAUGAAGACAAUUCCGGACAAGAUGAACCCUCAUCGCCACAGUACACAGCGGUGAAGAACGAGUCGGAGUCGGCCGACGAAGGAGUCGAGGUCGACGCUGACGAGGAACAAGCUAGUCCCCGAGAAGUUCCAGUAGCUCAGGUGGACGAGCGGCCAGAAGAUGGUCUAACAAGUGCAGUUCUUGUAGAAGAUGAUCUUGAUCAUCAACAGCCUCUGGAACAGGGAGAAGUAGACCCAGCCCUUGGCCAGCCUGGUGGAGCAGGUGCAGGAGCCGUGCCUGUCGAUCUCACAACUGCAUUGGAAGACGACGAGGACGCAGUGACCAGCACGAGAACCUCGAAGGCCAGCGGUUCCAAGCAGGCCGGCACGAGUACCUCGACGGCCGAGUCCACGUCGGGGGUGGUGCAUCCUGUAGUUCCCAGUUCGCCCUCGGCGGCAAAAGGUUCGUCCUCCUCGUCUUCACCUAGACCGAUUAUCGGCGGCUCUGGAAGGAAAGCGGAGCUUGCGGAGGUCUCGCAUACCCUUGCAGAAGGUGGUGGACGUGAACCUGUGGAACCUACGAAUGUAGGAGAACGACCGGAGGAGAAAUUAGUGAAGCGAUCCUCUGCACCAGCUGUCGAUGACGAUACCAAAGGUACACCGAGUCCUUUUGUCGAAACGGAACAGCACACGAUAGACGUAGACAAAAUCGCCAGCCCUGUCUUAGAUCACGAUCCUGGCGACGGACCAAAGAGAGCCACUCCUGAAGAUGAUGUUGACAUCCCACCGCCGAGAGAGGACUACGACCCUUCUAAAAACACGCACGAGAACUGCGAAGCUGGCGCCGUGCGGGUUUCGCCGUCAUCCAAAUUUGAAGAGGGCGUUUUGCAGCGGAUCAGCAUGGAAAACGAAGAUUUGCGGCAGCAAGUGGAACUGCUGCGAGAGGAGAACGCAGUCUUAAAGCAGCGGCUGCAGGCCAGACCAGUUUUGGUUAACGCGGCGACGCAAACCAAAAUUCCGCCAGAACAGCAGCUACUCUGGGAAGCGGAGAAACUGCUGGCGCCGCCUAAGACAGGCACUGAGCGAUCUUCGUCGUCGUCUGCGAAUAAAACGGACGCAGCGACCGAGGCGAAACUCGCAACACCUUCAGGACGAAGUGGCGUUGGGGCGGCUUUUGCAGCAUUCUUGCAACCAGGAACUUCCGGCGGUGGCGGCGCAACGUCGUCGCGGGGUUCAAAAGUAGGUGGUAAAGACGAGGAAGAUCCGGCGGAAAGGGAAGCACGGCGCCUGAAGUUCAUUUCCGAAAUAUGCAAAAUUUUCUCCGCACAACAAGGAACUUCGGCCAAAACUGCGACUGCCUCGGCCCCCGCACCUGUAGUUUCAGACGACCCCGACGCAACAGUUCCUUCACUCUCCCCGACAACUGCGGGCGGGAUAAAGCUGCGCAACACUGUCGCCAACUUGUGCCUCGCUGUUAUCGAGGAUCCCGUCGCUAAGGAGCGGAAAAUGGAGGGACGGAUGGUGAGCCUGCAGUUUCUCUUGCUGCAUUGGCAACUCGUGCAUCAGCAUUCCGAGCUGGACACGGUCGUCGAGCCACAGGAUCUGGCCCAACACGUGCGCGUACUGAUGAACAACGAAAUCUGGACGCCGCAGACGGAAUUGCUCGAGUUACGGUUGCAGAUCUUACGGCUGCUGGUCCGCCCGAUGCUGGACAAUCUAGCGAUUCUCAAGGAAGAAAUCGAGGAGGCGGGAGAUGGAAAUGCUGCAGUCGCCGCGACUACAACCUCUCCGGACGUCACUCCAGCCGGUUCGUCCUCCCCGACACGUAGCAGGGGAGCAAAGAAGCUCUUUCUCCCCGAGGCCAAGGCAUUCCGCAAGGAAGUCCACUCGCUCUGCAAAGUCGCACUGACGGACAACAUUUUUGUCGGGGAGAAACGGCGCGCAUGCCAGAUGCUGCUGGAAUUGGGGUUUUUAGAGGACGAGUUCGCCGAGAACGCGGCGUUGUUUGAUCUGUUGACGACAUUGCUGAUCGAGACCGAGUGCGGUUCGCCGGAAGCCUCUGCCUCAGAUUUGACGCAGAUCGCCACAGAUAACCUUCAAGUAGACCUUGAAUCCGCGACCACGAAAGAAUUGCUGACCAAAACCCUGACCUCCUUGGUUUGCCGAAACCUGCGCCUCAUCUUCUAUGCGUUUUUCCGGAUGCGCGGGCCAGAGUUUUAUGACGGCCGUACAAGUAGGAACGCGGCUGAUCAAGACAGUGGCCCGGCAGAAGCAGUGAUAGCAGAUUCGUAUGAUGUGACAACGUCGAAAAAGGCGAAAGUCAUCGCUUCGAUCAAGCGAAUCGUGGUCGAGACGCUCGAUGACCUGCUGAAAACGGGUUUUUUGUCCCCAAGCGUUUUCGUCGGCCUCGCGGGUCCGCAGAUACUCGCGGCCUUUGUGUCGGGCCAGCCACACUUUGCGGAAGCGGAAGCUGGGUGCCUGCGCAUCUUAGACAAGCUAUUCCAGGACAGCCAACUGACGUUGCGAGUUUUGUUCCUCAGUCCAGAAGUGGAGCGCGCAGCAGCUGCUGCGCCGACAAUUCUAUUGCAGACCGGCGCUGGUGCUGCAGCACGCGUACAGCAUGCGGAAGCAAGUGGUAAAAAGUUCUUUUUUCUUAGAGACUGAAACCUGAAACUCAAAGUUUGAAGCUCCACGAUACUGAAAACUUUCUUACCGUUUUAUUCGUUCCUAUUUCUGAAAAAACGCGCACCGCUCGGAAGCAAAAAACAAACAAAACAGCGGCCAGUUCGCUUUUUCCCGCACCGACAGAGACAUCAGACGAGCUGUAUUCUGACCUUUACGCAUGGGCGUCUGCCCUAGUCGUUCUGGACAGCAAGGCACCUACUUCCACCGCCUCCUCCUACACGACCCGAGUAACCGAGAACCUUCUCCUCUGGGCCGUCGCACUGCCGCGAAUGAGUGCGGGGACUUUUCGCCUGCAGGUGUUGAAACUGGAUUCCGCGAUGGUAAUUCAGAAGCUGCUGGAGUUGUUUGAAGCUGUGCUCGAAUGCGUAGACCAAUGCGAGAAGGACGAUUUGCCCUACGGGGUCAUGCAGUUUCGAGUUCUGAGAGAAUCACUUUCCCCCGGUGACAAUGAGGAGGAGGAGGAAGAUGAAAUCAAUCGCGAAUAUUGCCCGAGGCUCUCACGUUCAACUGCUGUCGAACCAUUUCUCCUCGCGUAUCAAAUGUAAAAAUGUCUGGGUCUGGAAGAUUAGAACUUGUCAUGCCAAAUCUGAAUGAUGCAAAAAUCUGUGUUGCGUGAGUACCAAAAGGUGUCCGCUUUUGACCAAGUUGAGAGGGAGUUUCUCAUGCAGGAAAGGCAUGAUAGAGACCUCAAAGAAUCUGACAUGCUGGGUCUCGCAUUCCAGACCUCAUGGGUCAUGAAAAACCUGCAUCACAAAUCUUGCAUCCUUCCAGACCCAGACAUUUUUACAGUUGAUAUCGCGCUCCACGAACUGAAACUGCCGACGAAGUGGUGGCCCGUGCUGGAGAGCUAUGGCGUUCUCAACUGUUACAUUCUCAACUGUUACAUGAAUUUGCAAUGCUAGAGUGGCAAAAGUGAAAGGAGGAAGAUUGCGCCUUUUGCAUUACAGAUUUGGGACGGAUUAUAGUGCUAUUUAGCGCGUCGAGAAGUUGUCUUGCAAAGAAGGCUUGGUUGUGUGAAUAGUGAUAGCGUUUUUGCAUGACAAAUCAUGUAACAGUUGAGAAUGUAACGUUUGAGAACGCCAUAAGAGCAGUCUGGAGAUUGUCAGGACCAUGCUGGACCACUGGGACGCAACCAGCAGGAUCAGCAAAGCGGGGGCCGCAGGACCAGACGCAGAUGAAGAAGCUGCACCAAAUAGAAGUACUCCAACGCAGCUGCCCACGACCAGUGUAGUUCCUGACCACUUGAUUGCACUGGGGUUUAUGGACCGGCUGUUUGAACUUUUCGAAGUCCCUGCCGACCUGUAUGGUGUUCUCAAAUGUUACAUUCUCAACUGUUACAUAAAUUUGCAAUGCAAGAAUGGCAAUAGUGAAAGGGAGAGGGUUGCGCCUUUUGCAUUACAGGUUUGGAAUAGAUUACAGUGCUAUCUAGCGCGUCGAGAACUUGUCAUGCGGAGAAGGUUUGAAAUUGUGAGAAGUGAUAGCGUUUUUGCAUGACAAAUCAUGUAACAGUUGAGAAUGUAACGUUUGAGAGCCCCAUAACCUGCUAACAGAGAGUCUCACCCUGGUCGCGCAGGACUGCAUGAAGGUUCUGUUGAAAAAGAGUUCCGAGAUCUGUCUCUUCUCGCUCGUGCACUUCGUCGAAUCGAAGAAAAAUCCGUUUUUCGUCGAAUUGGCUUGCUCAGCCAUGGAGGAAAGCGACUUUUUCGUCGAGGAAACAGAAUUUCUGCAUCAUUCCGGCGCUCCAGCGAGCAGUCGCAACAGCAAUCUGGAGUCGCAGAACAAAUUCCGCCUGACCAUCGUGACGAAUUUGGUCGACCUGCACCAGAAACUCCCUUCACUGGACCUCCAGAGUCGGCUGCGACGCACGCUCGCCGCGCUGUUCGACCAGGCCAGCAGCAUCGGACUGUGUUUGUCAGUUCUGCAGCACUACGAAAGCGAGGCGCAGAUCGGAGCUGGAGGAGGUGGUGGGAAAAAGAAGAUUCCGAACUUGCUUCCACUCGCGGUCGAGAUGGAGGUGUUGCGCGCGAUCGCGAGGCUGUCGUACUGGAAUCCUGGGAAAGAAACACCGUUGGUGGUGAUGUUGGUGGCUGUUCUGGUAUAGUUUUGUCAAUGCGCCAUAAACAUGUUUGUGUCUCCGCUCGUAAGUAGCUUAUUCCAUUUUGUGUGCCAUUGCAUUUGCAUGGAGGACGUGGGGCGUUCGUUUUUGCCAUGCACAUGAUUUUUUUCUUACCGAACAUGAAAAUACAUACUUCAUCUCACCUCCAGAUCGACUCUAUUCGUGAAAGCCUCCACGAGGAAUACACGGCCACGGUUCUCAACGCCGUUCUCCACCUGCUCGCCAUCGACUCCAGUGUCCAGCGCGUCCUUUCCCAGUCCCUCGUCGCCGCGUGCGCCAACGCCUUUGCCAGCAACGAGUUGAAGCGGAAAUCGCUGGAAAAACAGGACGAGCCGAUGGGCGGAAUAGGCUUGUUUGACGAAGAAGAAGAGGAGGAGAAAAAGCAGUCGGAGCGCGAACUGGCGGUGAGUUUCGUGAUGAAGGUCAUGCAACGAUUCCCGACCAGCGACCGGGUUGGCGGGAAGGCGCAGCAUUUGCUGACGUCCGUGCUGGAUUCAGGGAUGUGAAGAAAAGCAGAGUUCUUGUGUACUGUAGGACUGCACUGCAGAUCAAAGGACGAUUUUGACGCCACAUUAUUGGUCUACGCGCAUUUUUAUCGACCAUCAAGGACAUGCUUGUGGUUGUGCUACUAUAGCAAGGCGUUGCGCAUCGUCUCGCCGCUUUCGGGUUUGAUGUAAUGUUCGUUUGCCUUUGCUUUAGCUUUUUGUGCUGAGCUAAUAAUAUCUCACAUUGGCGGCCAGCACCGCACAGACCCCUCAGAUCUGGUUUUCAGAAGCACCACAAUCUAGCUCGGUCUCUUUUGUAAAAAUACCUCCAGAGGCUUCAGUUUUCUAUUUCGAGU